Anguilla rostrata (American eel) is the source of this 6485-nucleotide messenger RNA. RefSeq names its product musashi RNA-binding protein 2b (gene msi2b). The transcript is spliced from 15 exons. The record is from RefSeq and is a predicted model, not a curated record. Gene Ontology annotation, cellular component: cytoplasm. The coding region runs from base 253 to 1425 and encodes 390 amino acids. Gene Ontology annotation, biological process: central nervous system development; regulation of translation. Lineage: Eukaryota; Metazoa; Chordata; Actinopteri; Anguilliformes; Anguillidae. Gene Ontology annotation, molecular function: mRNA binding.
AAAAAACAUCGAGCACCGUGUUUCCAGUGUAUGUGGGCGUGGUGUUGUAUUAUGACGUCAAUUGAAUUGGUAAGGCGACGAGCCCCCUGCUCCGCCUCCCGUGGGCCAAGGGAGGGGGACGGAGCUGGGCUGAGCUGAUCCCACGUGUGACGAUAGCAUUCCCGGCUCAGUAAUAUUCUCUAAGCGGGGACUCGUUUAGCUUUUGCUGUGUCUGUGUGUGUUUGUUAGUUACUCGCUAUAGUUGGGUUAGCUAUGGAGGGAGACGGGAGCCAAGCCACAUCUGGAAGCCCAAAUGAUUCACAACACGACCCGGGUAAAAUGUUUAUCGGUGGCCUCAGUUGGCAAACCUCACCAGACAGCCUUAGAGACUAUUUUAGCAAAUUCGGGGAAAUCAGAGAAUGUAUGGUGAUGAGGGAUCCCACGACGAAACGCUCCAGAGGGUUCGGAUUCGUUACGUUUGCGGAUGCUGCCAGCGUAGAUAAAGUCCUAGCCCAGCCGCACCACGAAUUGGACUCGAAGACGAUCGACCCUAAAGUUGCCUUCCCCCGACGUGCUCAGCCCAAGAUGGUCACGAGAACAAAGAAGAUAUUUGUGGGCGGGCUGUCGGCGAACACGGCGGUGGAGGACGUGAAGCAGUACUUUGAGCAGUUUGGGAAGGUAGAAGAUGCCAUGCUCAUGUUCGACAAAACGACCAACAGACAUAGAGGGUUCGGCUUCGUAACCUUCGAGAACGAGGACGUGGUGGAGAAAGUCUGUGAAAUUCAUUUUCAUGAAAUCAAUAAUAAAAUGGUAGAAUGUAAGAAGGCCCAGCCGAAGGAGGUGAUGUUCCCCCCUGGGACCCGAGGCCGGGCGCGGGGCCUGCCCUACACCAUGGACGCCUUCAUGCUGGGGAUGGGCAUGCUCAGUUACCCAAACAUCGUGGCAACGUACGGUCGUGGAUACACUGGAUUUGCCCCAAGCUACAGCUACCAGUUUCCUGGUUUCCCGGCAACAGCGUACGGUCCUGUGGCAGCGGCGGCGGUAGCAGCGGCCAGGGGUUCAGGGUUCCCCGAAUACGGUUUCUAUACCGCACCCAGUGACCACCGGGGGGCGCCCUGCUCCUUUGCGGACUAUGGGUCCCCGCUGUGUCCCCAGGCCCCCGAGAUGCUGCAGCACGGUGAGCAUGCCACGCCCACCUGCGCCCCCCCACUGCAGCCCCCGCGCAGUCCGGAGCAGUAUAAGAGCCCAGGCACCAACCCGCCCCGCCCCGGCGGUUUCCCCGGCGCCAGCAGCCCGGGUCCCGUGGCGGACCUCUACGGAACCGCCAGUCAGGACUCAGCCGUGGGGAAUUACAUCAGCGCGGCCAGCCCCCAGCCAGGGUCCGGGUUCGGACACAGCAUCGCCGGGCCGUUGAUUGCCACAGCUUUUACAAAUGGAUACCAUUGAAACCUAGCAGGGGGUCGGUUGCCAUCUCAUGUGAGAGUAUAUCAGGAGGCCCGGGGAAGACUGGCCGAAGUUUCUGAUUGGUUCUCUGUACAGGUGAUGUCAUCAAACAGUUCAAGCACUUGCAGCGCCACUGGCGGAAGGGAGGUGGCGCUAGAUUUUAUAACGAAGGGAAAAAAAUUCUUGAAAUCAUCUCAAAAAAAAGGAAACCAAGGACUAGGACAACACGAAGCAAACUGAAGAGAAAUCUGCUGUACUAUAAUCUGAACCUGGCUUUUAAACCCCUCUCAAUCCUUCCAGAGCCCCAGAGGUUUGUGUCGGAUUUAGUCCCUUUGAUUUAGUUUUCCUCGGCUUUAUCACGUGUUUUCUUUGUUCAUGUUUAGAUCUUUGAUUAGCAAUACGGGAAACUUUUCCGAUGUUGAGCAUUAUUUAUUGUGUUUAUCUUUUUCUCUGAUAGAAGUGAGUACAUUAAAAGUUUUUUUUUGUUUGUUUGUUUUUUUUUUUCUUUCAUUUGGAGUUUUUUUAUGGUUAUUGAUUUACCUGUGGUACUGGUCCUUAAACAAGUCGAUCUUCAGGUGUCUUGUUGCGCACACGGAAAAACUGAUACAAACUGACAGGGCUUGAAAAAGAAAAGGGUAUAUUUUAGAAAAAAAGAGGGUAAACAGUCUUUUUGCGAAUCAAUUCUUGUUUCUUGUUAUAUCUUUUAACAUAAUUACCUGUUUUGGGCAGGACUACUGUAUUUUCUGUCCUUUUAUUGUGGAGGGGAAACCUUUUUUGUUAUUCUUCUUUUGAACUUGUGUCUUCAAAUCUAUGAAUAUUCCAGUUACUGCAUAUAUAACCAAUUCAGAAAGCGGUACCAUAUAUAUAUAUAUAUUUUUUUUUUUUUUUGUGGUGCGUCAAAAAAAAUAGACUGAGCUGUGCUGGAAAGGAAAGACCGAGAAAAGAUCGACUGUCGUUGCACUGAACAGCAAACGAGACCCAUUUGUAGCACAACAGGCAUGCCGUUGCCCCCACGGAGGGCGAGAACCUGCAAGAACACUGUUAGCUCUGUACAUAGCGUAGGCUUAGCAUCAGUAACGGCAACACGCCAGCGUAUUCUACCCGAUAGACUGCGAAUCCGGACGCGCGCGGCUUCAGAUAAGAGCAAACGGCUUCAGUUUGCGCUGAGUUGAGGGGGAUGAAGUUUGCUCCACGCUGUGGAGGAGGCCUCACUCCCUGCCGUUACACAAAUCAAUAAUGUAAAAAGGAAAACAACAACAACAACAACAAAAAAAAAACGUCCAAAGCACACUCGCAUUUUAUCGUUUUUGAAAUACAACGCUGAAUCCUGUCGAGUCAUUUCACACAGUUCUGUGCAUCCUAAUAUGACUUUUAUACUCCAGCAAGAAAAACAAAUGGAACUUUUGUUUGUUCAUUUCAAGGUUUGUUGUUUUUUUUUUUUUGUUGCAAAAUUCCCAGUUUCAGAGCGUAAAAGGCAAUAUGUGAAAAGGCAAGUUUUAUUUUUCUUGGUAGGUUUGGAGUUCUUUUUUUUUAAAUAUUAAUUUGGAAAGCAAACAUUUUUAUACUGUUACCUCAGUCCUGUGAGUUGUUACUUUAGAAGCAUUGACAGAUUAAUUUAUUUUAGUCAUAGAGUAAAAUUAUGGAUAUUAUAAUCGAAUAACGGAAAUCAUUGCACUGUGACUAGUCAGAAAGACCUGACCAUUGUCCAUUUGCACACAUGGUUAUAUUGAAUGGUCUAUUAUGGGCUGUAUGAAGGAUUGUAUUUAAUCUUGCUUCUGUUUCCGUACAAGCAAAUAACUAGCAGCAGAGUUAGCUCAUCCGAGUGUAGCAAACUAAAUCAUUAUCUCAUGUAGACAACUGGGGCCUUUCAGUGUAUGAGCGGCAACUUCUAGCAUUUCAAAAAUAAUAUAUAAUAUAUACCAUAAUGUUGGUAUUUUAGAUGCAGCCAAUAGAAUUGAAUACACUGAAUACAAUGUACAUUACAUUGACCAUAGCUGCUGUGCUUUUUACCUGUAUGUGUUGGGACUGGAGAAGCUCCUAAACAAAUACCAUUUCAGAUGCUUUAAAAAAAAAACUGCAGGAUCGUUUUUAGAGAUGACGGAUUGUUCGAUGCAUAUGCUGUGGUUUUGUUUUUGUUUUAGGUUUUUGUUUCGUUCUUACCUGCUGCGGAUUUAUAUUCCGUUCUGUUUGUGUUUUAUUCUGUUCAGAACAACCAGGUGAAGCAAAAUGCUGGACGCUUUUUAAAUCGUCUUCAUCAAGUAAUAAUCUCAACGAAUGACACAAAAGGAAAACUAUAUUCACUGUUCAAAUUCCAAAAGGAAAAAAAAAAACUAGUUAAAAAAAGUACAAAAUACAUAUUCCCUUGAUGUAUUUCAAUUUUCAACCAGGGGAUUUUUAUUGACCUUUUUUUGUGGUUGUUAAUAAUAUUGAUAAUUAUAACAAUAAUAUAAUGUACUGUACCAUCAAUCUCUCUCCAUUCCCUUCCUCAUAUAAUAACAUUUUGUUGAUCAUCGGUGUAUUUCGGUAGUGUGUAUAAAUCGCAAAUGACCUUGUAAUUGAGUGCCGUCUUAUGCUGGUGUAGUGAUCUAUACUCUUUGUUGCUCUCUUUCCCCCCUUGUCUCUCCCCCUCUCUCUCCCUCUCUAUCUAUCUAUCGAUCUAUCUAUCUCCUAGUAAUUAGUAGUAGAUGUUUUGUAAUAAACACUAAGAAUAGAUGUAGUUAAUAGCAUAUUUAGGACCAUUAAGGAUAGAACUUUCUCUUAUUAUUAAGCAAAAAAAUUGACUGAUUUUUUUUUAAUAGCAGUUUGAUAAUUUUUCCUUUCUUUUAUUUUAUUUGUUUCGCUGCUCUCACAUGGUUUCAACUAACCAAAGCUCUCACAGAAGAAAUAUAGAAAAGCAAAUUGCUGUAAGACAGAAUAUUUAACGAGGCAUUAAUCGGAUUCCCCCCCUUGAAUGUUUAAGAAGGGGGUGUGCCAUACUACCUUAAAAGCUAAUGCUAGAUAUGCAAAACUUUUAUUUUUAAUUAUUUUUUUAAAGAGGGACACAAGCUAUAAUUAUGAAAAAGAUGAUUUUAUUACAUGAAAGAAAAAUAUUUUUUUAACAAGUUAUAACAGAUUAAUAAUAACAUUAAUCGUAAUAAUAGUAAUAAUACUCGUAAUAGAUAUUAAUAAUAACUGUAUAAUAUGUUUUGAUGUUUGUACUCUUAAAAUAUCUCAGUGGUUCAUGGCUCUACUAUUUUGGAUACCAAUGUUUUUUUGUUUUUUUUUCGUUUGUUUUAUUAAUGUGUCUGCCUAGAUUCACUAAUAAUUACAUUUUCUCUCAUCAAAAACAUUUGAGGAUUUUGUGAAUACAUUUUUUUUUACACUCUUGAACUAAGUGAACCAGCUCUUUAUCUUAAUCAAUACCCGGGUUGUACCCGACAAGUUAGCCGAUUGUUUUGGUGUUUGUUUUCGUCUUUGGUCUCCCGCGCUGGAUCAGUUGCGCUUCGUUCGACGUACGUACCCCGGGGUAGUGGAAACCCGCCUUUGAUCCUUCCGGAGCUCCGCAGUCGGUGAAGUCUUAUUUUGAUUAUCGUCGCCUUUGGUUAUCGUGAUUCCUGAUUAGCAGCCUAGACGCCGGCCUUGGUCGGGGGCUCGGUGAUGAGUCUGCUGCCGCGAGAUCCUAAUUUGGGAUUUGAGAUCGGGAUUUGGAAAGUGUGGGUUUUAGAGUAAGUCGUAUUUGGAGUUUUGCGGAGAGUCAGGGUGUAGACCACAGCCCGCGCGCGGUAACCUGUGGAGGAGGAGGAGGAGGAGGAGGCUGGAAAGCUGGGCUCGCCUGCUGAGUUGAAUGCUGAGGUAGGAUGUGACGGCCUCGCAGGUGACAUACGCUUUCUCUGUGGCGGACCUGCGUACCCUUCCCAAAACGCCACGUCCGUCUCUCUGUUCUUCCGUAGUGGCCUGCGUUAGGAAGGUGGGGUUGCGUCUAAUUACAUUUCAGUCCAGCAAUUGAAAAAUGCAGGAAAAUGUAUUUUUUCAAUUCAUGAAAUGUAUUUCAGCUGAAAUACUUUUUAGUACAAUACAGUUCAGCUGUUUUUGAGGUACUUUGUAAGAGCGUAAUCAUGAGUGAGGGAGAGGUUCGAUAGAGUUUAGCUGCAGAACUUCUUUUGAUUGAUAAAAUAAAAAAGGAGCCCAUAAAAAGGGAUCUCAGACUCCAGUCCUGGAGUUUUUAGGUGGUUUUUAGCUGUCUCAGCUCUUAAGUGCUUAAUUUCAGUCAUUAUUUGGCUUGAUCUAAGUUACUACCAAUUUAAAAAAAAUAAUAAUAACCUGCAGACGCUGCGGCCCUCCAGGACUGAAGCUGGAGAUCCCCUCAUUAUGGAGUUCAUGAAUACUCGCUCAUAACUGUUCAUUACAGUGGAUUGGUGAUUACUCUCUAUGGUUGAUGAGGAUAAGGAGGAAGUUUAUUCUCUGUGCGUGUACACUGUUUCUGAUGCUUUUCUUAUUGUCAGACAGUGUAUUUCUCUAAAAGGAUUUGUUAGUUGUUGGCCUGUGAGUAGACGAGUUGUAUGCUAGCAGUUUGUAAGAGUCAAAGGUUGGUGCCCUUGGUAAAUCUUCCAUACCAAGUUUGGUUCUGAUUAAUCUAAAGGCUGGUGAUCUCUUCAAGCAGUCCAAACUUUAUAGAUUUGUUUUAUUUUAUUUUUUAUUAAUUUGAUCCUGUAGCUUGGACUUUAAGGUAGCAUGGCUCUGUUGCUGUAAUUAUUAUUAUUAUUAUUAUUAUUAUUAUUAUUAUUUUUCCAUUGUACAGCGGUUUACAGCUGAUGAAUGUCACACAUCUUGCUAGACUAGUUAAUUCAUUUGGAAUUGUUGGUUUAAAUAAAGUUUUUUAAAAAAGAAAAAAAAAAAACGACCUGGAAGGUGUGGGGCGAAAUUGGGAGUGUCCUACCGUAACCGUAUCCAUUUAAACUUGAAUUUGGAGGCAAGUGAUGGGUAAUGGUCAAGCAAUCCUCAUAUAUAUACAUUCAUACAUACACACACACACACCCAUACAAACACAAACACACAUACACACAUACAUGCAUGCAUACAGUACC